Molecule: messenger RNA, 7230 nt
Organism: Acinonyx jubatus (cheetah)
Lineage: Eukaryota; Metazoa; Chordata; Mammalia; Carnivora; Felidae
Gene: LATS2
Product: large tumor suppressor kinase 2
Exons: 7
Coding region: 2436-5405 (989 amino acids)
Biological process (GO): positive regulation of apoptotic process; regulation of organ growth; G1/S transition of mitotic cell cycle
Cellular component (GO): spindle pole; nucleus
Molecular function (GO): protein binding; ATP binding; protein serine/threonine kinase activity
Source: RefSeq, a predicted model, not a curated record
GCACCCGAGGCUCCCGUGGGGGCAGUUACAGUAAGCCAGCCGUCGGAGCACAGUGGAGGCAGCCAAAGGUCCUGCGGCUGCCCCUCCAAGGCCCCGACUUAGCUACUAAGAAAAGUGUUUCCAGGUCGAAAUCCGAGGCCCUUCCGGUGUGCCGUUGUAUUGUUUUCCACCUUCUCUCCAGAAGGGUCUCUUGGCUGCUUUUCCUUUUCACGCAGGAUCCAGACACUUGUGAACUCUACUGCAGUGGUACCAUGUGCAUUCUCUGUUCUGUCCGUGUAAAGGGGUGAAGGGCUUUCACACUUGCCCUUUCUUUGGGGUUUAUUUGGGCUUAUUCGGAACGGUCAUGGGGAAGACACUGGCUUCCCUUGUUUUUGGUCUGUGCAUUUUUUUACUUAGUGAAGGGGAAGGUUGAUUAACAUGAAUUGGCUCUUCUUAGACUCUGUUUUCUCCUGCUGUGUAUACUGGUAGAGGAGAUGUGGCUAUGUUAGGGAAGUGAGCAGGCUUGAGAGGUCAUCAGACUGGUGGCAACACGUGUGGUCUGACUGUUCGGUUGCUUAAGAAUAAGAGACACCUUAAUAAGGAAGGAGGUGGUGCCAAUAACAUAGAAGCACACAACUGACAGCUAUGCAUUUAUGAUCCUGUCGUGAUUGGUAUAGCUACGUAAAACCCAGGUUGAGGGCAGGACCAUGUAAAAUGGAACUAGUGUCCGGCCAGGUAAAAAUGUCUUUAGUAAAAUGGAACUGGUAAAAAGGUAAUUGCCUUCUAAAGGGACGUCUGAAGGCUAAUGCUUUGUUACCAUCUGUCAUCUUAAAAGUCACAGUUGCAUGAAAAUGGAAAUAAGCUAGGCAUUUUUGCUGCCUUGGAAAAUUAGUAAGAUUUCAUGCUCAAAGCAUAUCAAGAUGGCUUGAGCACUUUUAGUUUCUUAGAAAUAACCUAAUUACCUACUCCUGGCCUCACAGUCACAGGAAAAGGCUAACAAUGCCCUCUUAUUUCCAAAAGCAAUCUCAGCCUUCUGGUUGCAGGUGAUUACCAUAGAACUGAGCUAGAGAAUUUACAUUUUUCAGAUGAUAUGUUUGUGAAACUAAUCGUGCUAUUUUGCAGGGCACUUCCUUGACACUUUGGGAUAUACUGGGAUUAACUUGUGUAAAGCAAGCAUUGUUGAGUUGAAAGUUGCUUUUAUAAAGCACAGGAUCAUGAAUAAUGUGGUGCCGAGUGUUUUAGCAGUGGAAGCUGACAGCAGAGGCAUGACCUUUCUCAUUGUGAAAAUAUGAAGUUAAACACGCUGCCAAGUGCUAUCCCCUGACAAACAGAACUUGAUGGUUUUGAAAGUAGGAAGGAGCAGUCCUGGGGAAAUACCAGUAAGAUCGCAGAGACUUCUGAAACCCAACAGCAAAGCCUAAAAUCUUCUGUAAAUCGCUUGCAAACAAAAGAGGUAAUCAGAGCAGGGUGUUCUUUGCAGUUGUGUUUCAGCUGUGGUAAAAAGAAACAAGUGAAGCAAAUAAUCCAAAAUACAGGUGGGAUCUCAUUAUGGCAGAAUCCAUUAGUGAUAAUUACAGUGCAAGAAAUAAUGGAGCCGGUGCUGUAUCCAAGACAGUAAAAUACAAAUACAGUAAAAUUAAGGAUCGUGACACCAGUGAAGUUCCCAUCAACAUUUAAUUUAUGUUAAUUGCUGGCAGAAAGGACUCCAUUUGCCGUAUUUAAUGCUCCUGAAAUAAUUCAAUCACUUUAGUGUGUAGUGUUACUUUGUAAAGUAAAACAGUUCUGCCUUCACCCUCACAGUCCACUUUGGACCGUUUUUUGGUCUGUAUACAGGAUGCAUUUUGCUUUUAGAGAAUUCCGGUCAGAAAGUCCUGACGGGAACCCAAGUAGCAUGCGUGGAAAGGAUCAACAGUAGCUCUAGAGUUCGGUCUCCCAUAGCUCAGAUGAUCAGAUCCAGUGUAAUAGGCACAGAGACUUCUAGUGUUGCAGCUUUCCUUUUUCCUUUGUCUCCUACUAUAUUGCCUUUUAAUGUAGGUUCAGUUAUGUUCUCUUGUAUUUUGAGUUUAAGUGUCAUUUUUAGUCCUAAUAUUAAUCACAAUGGCAGUAAACUCCAGGUUUUCCCGAGGUCUUACGCACUUUUAUAUGCACCGUUUUAUCCAUCGUAUGUGCAUGCGCACACAUUUUUCCCCAUUUUACUUGACCUGAGACUAACUGGAAAUAUUUGCCCGAAUGUUUAUAAGGGAGUGUUUUCUUUUAGGCUUUUCGUAAUAAAACAAAAUUUACAUAAGAGAAGUACAUGAUUCCUAAGUGUACAGCUGGGUGAAUUUCACCCAGUGAAUUACACCUGUGUAACUAGCAUGUACUGGGUAUAUAUUUAAAAAAAUUAUUUUUUAAAUUUAAGUUAUCUCUGCACCCAAUGUGGGGCUCAAACUCACGAUCCCAAGAGCAAGAGUCGCAUGCCAGCCAGGCGCUCCUGGGAGAUGGCCGGCAGGGCUCUGAAGCAGACUGGCAGCCGGAGCAUCGAAGCUGCCCUGGAGUACAUCAGCAAGAUGGGCUACCUGGACCCCAGGAAUGAGCAGAUUGUGCGAGUCAUUAAGCAGACCUCCCCAGGGAAGGGCAUCGCGCCGGCCCCCGGGCCGCGGAGGCCGAGCUUCGAAGGAACAGGCGACCCCUUCCCGCCCUACCAUCAGAUGAGCGGGGCAGCCUACGAGGGCAGCGGUCCGCUGGAGGAGGUGCCCCGGCAGUACAUGGACUUUCUUUUCUCCGGAAGCGCUCGCAGCGUGCCCGGCGGCCAUCAGCACCAGCCCAAAGGCUACGCGGCCAACCUGGAGUCCGCGGGGAUGAGCUUCCCGGUGGCCGCGCCGGCGGGCCAAGCCCUCCCGCUGCAAGGCCCCCCCUACAGGCCGCACCUGCUGGUGCCGGGGGAGCCGCUGGGCUACGGCCUGCAGCGCAGCCCCUCCUUCCAAAACAAGGAGGCGGGAGCGUACGCGAGCCCGGCCGCCAAGGGCCCCGCGGUGCAGGUGCAGGUGCAGGUGCCCCCGGGCGCCGGCCACGCGUUUCCGGCCGCGGGAGCGGCGGCCGGUCUGUACCUGCCCCACCCGCACCACAAGCAGGCCCACCAGGUGCACGUGAUGGGCUCCCGGGGCCAGGUGUUCGCCAGCGACAGCCCCCCGCAGAGUCUGAUGGCGCCCUCCAGGAACAGCCUCAACGUGGACCUGUACGACCUGAGCGGCGCCCCCGUCCAGCAGUGGCAGGCCUCCACCCUGUCCCGCCGCGACUCUCUGCAGAAGCCGGGCCUGGAGGCACCCCCCCGCCAGCACGUGGCCUUCCUGCCCGAAGGCCCGGUCCCCAGCAGGACCAACUCCUUCAACAGCCACCAGCCGCCCGUGGCCGUGCCCAUGCGGGCGGGCGUGCCCGGCAAGACGGAGCCCUCCGUGCCCUCCCCCAACACCAUCACGGCCGUGACGGCCGCCCACAUCCUGCACCCGGUCAAGAGCGUGAGGGUGAUGCGGCCCGAGCCGCAGACGGCCGUGGGGCCCUCACACCCGGCCUGGGUGCCCGCGCCCGCGCCUGCGCCCGCGCCCGCGGCCGGGGUGGAGAGUCUGGACUCGAAGGACGAGCACUCCCUGCCGCUGGGGGGCGCCGGUGCGUACCCGCUGGACGUGGAGUACGGCGGCCCGGACCUGAGGUGCCCGCCCCCGCCGUACCCCAAGCACCUGCUGCUGCACAGCAAGUCCGAGCAGUACGACGUGGACGGCCUAUGCGCCGGCGUGGAGCAGAGCCUCCGGGGGGGCCCGGCCGCCGAGCCCACCGACCGGAGCGACAAGAGCCACAAAGGCGCCAAAGGGGAGAGGCCGGGGAAGGAUAAAAAGCAGAUCCAGACCUCUCCUGUCCCCGUCCGGAAAGCCAGCAGGGACGAGGAGAAGAGGGAGUCGCGCAUCAAGAGCUACUCACCAUAUGCGUUCAAGUUCUUCAUGGAGCAGCACGUGGAGAAUGUCAUAAAAACCUACCAGCAGAAGGUCAACCGGAGGCUGCAGCUGGAGCAGGAAAUGGCGAAAGCUGGACUCUGUGAAGCUGAACAGGCGCAGAUGAGGAAGAUCCUCUACCAGAAGGAAUCUAACUACAACAGGCUGAAGAGGGCCAAAAUGGAUAAGUCCAUGUUUGUGAAAAUCAAAACCCUGGGGAUCGGUGCCUUUGGAGAAGUGUGCCUUGCUUGUAAGGUGGACACGCACGCCCUCUACGCCAUGAAGACCCUCAGGAAGAAGGACGUCCUGAACCGGAAUCAGGUGGCCCACGUCAAGGCCGAGAGGGACAUCCUGGCUGAGGCAGACAAUGAGUGGGUGGUCAAGCUCUACUAUUCCUUCCAAGACAAGGACAGCCUGUACUUUGUGAUGGACUACAUCCCGGGGGGGGACAUGAUGAGCCUGCUGAUCCGGAUGGAGGUCUUCCCCGAGCACCUGGCCCGGUUCUACAUCGCAGAGUUGACCCUGGCCAUUGAGAGCGUCCACAAGAUGGGCUUCAUCCACCGAGACAUCAAGCCAGACAACAUUCUGAUAGAUCUCGAUGGUCACAUCAAACUGACGGAUUUUGGCCUCUGCACUGGGUUCAGGUGGACUCACAAUUCCAAAUACUACCAGAAAGGGAGCCACAUCAGACAGGACAGCAUGGAGCCCAGCGACCUCUGGGAUGACGUGUCUAACUGUCGAUGUGGAGACCGGCUGAAGACGCUGGAGCAGAGAGCCCGGAAGCAGCACCAGAGGUGUCUGGCCCACUCCCUGGUUGGGACCCCAAAUUACAUCGCACCCGAAGUGCUGCUGCGAAAAGGGUACACGCAGCUCUGUGACUGGUGGAGUGUUGGCGUGAUUCUCUUCGAGAUGCUGGUGGGACAGCCACCCUUCUUGGCCCCGACUCCCACGGAGACCCAGCUGAAGGUGAUAAACUGGGAGAACACGCUCCACAUUCCAGCCCAGGUCAAGCUGAGCGCCGAAGCCCGGGACCUUAUCACCAAACUGUGCUGUGCUGCUGACCAGCGCCUGGGGAGGAACGGGGCCGACGAUCUGAAGGCCCACCCCUUCUUCGGGGCCAUCGACUUCUCCAGUGACAUCCGGAAGCAGCCGGCCCCCUAUGUGCCCAAGAUCAGCCACCCCAUGGACACCUCCAACUUUGACCCCGUAGACGAAGAGAGCCCUUGGAACGACGCUAGUGAAGACAGCACUAAGGCCUGGGACACGCUCACCUCUCCCAACAACAAACACCCUGAGCACGCGUUUUAUGAAUUCACUUUCCGGAGGUUCUUUGACGACAACGGCUACCCCUUUAGGUGCCCAAAGCCUUCGGGAGCAGACGCUUCACAGGCCGAGGACUCUGACGUGGAAAAUUCUGAUAUGGGGGAUCAGACCGAAGGGUGCCAGCCAGUGUAUGUGUAGACUCAGCUUCGCCGACGCUCUGCCUCCGCGGGGGCCCGGGGUGCCCGCGGCCGGUCUCCCCGCAGGCCCGGUAGACAGCUGAGCUCAGCCGUGUUCAAGGUGGGUUGAGUCUGGCAGUGGAAGUUCUGGUCUUCGCCAAAACCCCCAAAAGAAACAAGAAAGCUUUUUACGCGAGGACUCAAGCCUAACAGGUUCCGAAUGAUGGGGGUGGGGGGCGGGUGUCGACAUUGCUUUGAAUUGGCUUUCGAGGACGUUCACUGCAUUAAAACAAUAUUUUUAAAACUUAGUACAGUUUAGAAAGAGCACUUAUUUUGUUUAUAGCCAUUUUCCUACUAAAUUAUAGGGAUUAACUUUGACAAAUCAUGCUGCUGUUAUUUUCUACAUUUGUAUUUUAUCCAUAGCACUUAUUCACAUUUAGGAAGAGACAUAAAAACUGAAGAACAUGUGAUAAGAAAUCUCUGUGCAAUAAUGUGUAAAAAAAAAAAAAGAUAACACUGUUCUGAUAUUACUGAUGCCAUUUUAUUCACACAGUGGUUUUUGUUUUAUAUUUUUUCCCACAUUUCAAAAUUGUGAUAUAAUGUUAAAAGCUGCUUUUUUUUUUUUUUUUUUUUUGCUUUUUGCAUAUUAUAGUAUAAUAGAAAGUGUGAGCAAGGUGAUCACGUGGGUGUGAUUUCAGAUGUCUGGUAUGUAGAGAGUACUGCAUGAGCAGGGUUUUUCUAUUAUAAAAUUACCAUAUCUUGCCAUUCACAGCAGGUUCUGUGAAUAUGUUUUUACUGAGUAUCUUUAAAUGAGAUGUUCUAGACAGUGUGCUGAUAACGUAUCGUGUGGGUGACUUCUUCGCUGUGAUUGUAACCCUUACUGUUUUGUUAAAGAAACGCAGAUGUGUAACUGAGAAGCGAUCUUUGUGUGUGUGUCUUGGGGGGCAAACUUCAACACUUGUCAUAUACUAAACUCGUCCACGUCAAAAGGGAUUAAUUUAGCCAUGCCAAAAAUUUUAAGUUCGUCCUGGGACUGUGUCCGUUUCGCUCGUCCGGACACUCUCACCGGCAUCGUGGACACGUGGAACCCAGUGGCGGCGACCUACUGCCACUGAGAGGUUUCGUGACGUCGUUCCUCCUGUGAUCUUGGACAGCCGAGGUAUGGCUACCAGGAUGGAAUUUAGUUCUUCCACAUUUGUGUGUGUGUGUGUGUGUGUGUGCGUGUGCUUUGAAGUAUCAAACUUAACUGGGUUUUAGCAGUACAUUUUUCUAAUCUUUGUAAAACAGCAAGGAUUAUUCAAAGUGACAUUGGAAUAAAAAAAAAAAAUGAAGCCAUACAUAUUUUCUUAGAAGUGUAGAUGUAUAUAUAACUACAUAGAUAAACACACCAAAUAUUCCUUUUUUCAAAUUAGUAUGAUUCCUAUUUAAAGUGAUUUAUAUCUGAGUUAAAAGUUCAAUUCUUUUUUGCUUUUUAAAAACCUGACGCAUCGUAUUUUUCAUUAUAUUAUUCCACAUAUUUUUCCUCGAAGUUUUUAGCAUAACGUAUCCAUUAUUUAGUGUAUAUCUAGGCAACAACACUUACAAGUUUAUCAGUGUCUAAACUAAACAAACAAACAAAACUGUACUGGUUUACAUUGUAUGAAUGGCAAAUUCUGAAGUCUGCUGUGCUUGUACUGUGACUCAGUAUUUUCGCUAUUUUGUAGUAAAGCCCGUUAUUUACCGCGCUGACAUACUUUCAUGUGGUAGGUUCUUUCUCAGGAACUCAAUUUAACUAUUAUUUAUUGAUAUAUCAUUGCCUUUGAAAAGCUUCUACUGGCACAAUUUAUUAUUAAAAGUUUGAAUCCAAA